Messenger RNA from Drosophila ficusphila, 3320 nucleotides. RefSeq lists its product as uncharacterized. Gene Ontology annotation, biological process: regulation of transcription by RNA polymerase II. NCBI's taxonomy places the organism in Eukaryota, Metazoa, Arthropoda, Insecta, Diptera, Drosophilidae. Gene Ontology annotation, molecular function: DNA-binding transcription factor activity, RNA polymerase II-specific; RNA polymerase II cis-regulatory region sequence-specific DNA binding. The record is from RefSeq and is a predicted model, not a curated record. Gene Ontology annotation, cellular component: nucleus.
UCGCGGUGGCGUGAACAUCGCAAGAUUGUUGAACUAGAAACUAGAAAACUCUCGGAAAUACGUGUGUGUGCUGGUGUGUGAUUUUCCUGGGAUUUCCCGCGUUCGGUGGCCGUAAAAAAAGAAAAAAAGCCACAAAUUGGCAACCUUCCCAGACAACUGCCGGAAAUGCGAAAGUGAAAGCGGCCGGCCAAGAAGAGCGGACAGCAAAUCACAAGAGACCCACAAAAAAAAAAAAACAAAAACAACCUGAAGAAGAAAAUAUAUAGUAUGUCAUCCACGCUGAAGACGACCAGCCAAAGUGGCGGCAUGUACGUCAAAACGGCGGAGAUUUCAGGCAAGGAGACGAGCAGUUGCUACGGCGGAUUCAUGUCGCCCCCGCUGAGUGCCAAUAUCACGGCGAAUGGCGGGGAGCGGGACAUUUUCCGGGUGCCGGCGAAGGUGGAAGGCGGCGGAAACUUCAGCUCCGCUGAAAUGCAAUUUCCGGACUUUUCACACCUCUGCUUCGCAGCAGAAACACCGAAUUCGGUAUUCAGCGAUUGCCACACAUACGCUGGACAGGAUCAGUUGCAGGACUCGGAUCAGGAUGAUAUAGUCUGUGCAGCGUCGGGAAAUACAGGAAUGCCUUAUCAGCAGGGACAGUACACCCAACUCAACCGCGAGGACAUUUUCCGCUUCGAGCCGGAGGAUAUUGCUCGACUGACUGGAGAGACCGAAUUGCCGGGGUUACUGCAACCUCCGCAGACUCCCUACACCCCGUACACACCCUACACCCCGUACACACCCUGCAGCGGGCAAAGUAACCAGCUUCCGGUGCAACCGUCGAACGACUCCAUUAAUCUGGAUAUUGAUUACUUUAAUUAUGACGAGAUUAAUUGCCAAUCGAAAAACCAAUCGCCGUGCUCAUCACCGCACCUUGAUGCCUGGCUGAACUUCAAUCUCGGCGAGAUGUCAGCGGGGGCAUCCUCCAGUGGCGCCUCGCCGAAGUUGUGCAACGUGUUCGAGGAGCAGGUCAAAGGGGAAGCCAUCACCACCUCAUCGCCCACGAAACUGCCCUCUAUGAACUCGACCUUCGGCACUCCAAAAUGCAUUCCCAUGUGCGCCAGCAACUACGAGGAUUACGCGAAUCUCUAUCAGGGAUCGGCUUACGCCGCGGAGAACUACCAGAACAACAUGGCGCAGGUUGUGGAGAAGCCGAACAGGGAGCACAAGGCCAUCUGGACCAUCGAUGAACUGGAUGAACUGAUGUUGGGCGAACAGCAGCAGUUCUAUCAGCAACAAUUGCAGCAGCAGCAGCAGCAACAGUUGCAGCAACAUCAGGAGUUGCUGCAACGCCAGCAAAAUCUGAGUUGCAAGUCCGACUUGGUUAGCUAUUUGGCGGAUGAGUUCAUCAAGUCCGAGGAGUUCCGUAACCUGGACAGCGAUGAUGAUGAGAACUACAACGAGGAGGAGGAUGAACUGGACAACGAGGUGUUUGCCCCGCCGGCGGAGAGUGAUCCCAAGCCGGAUUCAACCUGUUGCGAACCGGAGGCGGAAGCCGAGACUGAGGCCAUCCCACUCAUCUGCCGCUGGACGGGAUGCGACGAGGAGUUCCCCCACCAGCAGGCCUUUGUGGAGCAUAUCGAGAAGUGCCACGUGGACGUGCGGAAGGGCGAGGACUUCUCCUGCUUUUGGUUGGAUUGCCCCAGGCGCUACAAACCCUUCAACGCCCGCUACAAACUGCUCAUCCACAUGCGAGUCCACAGCGGUGAAAAACCCAACAAAUGUCCGUUCCCCGGCUGCAAUAAAGCAUUCUCGCGUUUGGAAAAUUUGAAAAUUCAUCAGCGCUCGCACACGGGCGAGCGGCCUUAUGGCUGCCAGUAUAAAGGUUGCCUCAAAGCGUUCAGCAAUAGCUCGGAUCGGGCGAAACAUCAAAGGACCCACUACGAUACGAAACCGUAUGCCUGCCAGCUGCCCGGCUGCACGAAGCGUUACACGGAUCCCUCGAGCCUCCGCAAACAUGUCAAGAACCACGCGCUGCGCAACGCCAAUGGACAGCUGCGCCGCAAAUCUGCCGGCGGCGCCUCAUCCACCUCCACCGCCUCCUCCUCCUCCUCCUCCAUUCCCCCAUCUUCCAGUGCGAGGAAGGCGGCCAAAAGCCGCCGUCACUCUGAAUCGGCCCUGUUGCAGGGGGGCGUGCAGGUGCGGGGGGCAGGGGGAGGUGCAGGUGCAGGGACCGGAGGCGAUCAGCGACAGCAGAGGAGCAAUAGUUGCAGCGAGGCGUUGUUGCAGCCCGAAAGCGACAGGAGGGCAGACCGCAACAAUUGCGGCAACGGUGUUGCAGCUAAUAACAAUUCAAUGAACUUUAAUGAGUUGUCAAAUUGCAUUGUCAUCAUUGAGCACAAUCAGAGUGGAGGUCCUGCAGGAGUAACCGCAACUGCAACGAGAGCAACAACAACUGAAACUUCAGGAACAUAUGGCGGCAAUAUGGCGUCCGCACCGGAAGCGGAUGCGCUGAGCGUUUGCAGCGGCAGCAGCAACAACCAUUACAAUGCGAAUAUUAAUCAAUUAGGCGAACUCGAGCAAUUGCUGACGACGGCGAAGCCUUCGGCUGCUCCGCCAGCUGCUAAUGGAAUUAGCCUGGCCAACAACAGCAACAACAACAGCAACAACAACAUCAACAACAACAAUAACCGGGUAGCCAAUGGUGACAGCAAGUGCCACUUGAGCGAGUUUGUGUCGUUCGAGUACGUGACAAAAUAUCUCGCGGAUGUCUACGAGCCACCCUCCAAAAGUCCUCCUCCGGCUAAUUUCCAUUUGCAGUCCGAGUUCGACAAUAACUUCGACAUGCUGGACUUUGCCCAGUUCAUUUGAUUUAAGCUAGCUUAAGCUGUAGAUUUAAGAUGAGCCCACCUGGAAAAGUCAGCAAUUCAAUGUCCAAAGAUCUCAGUGCCUGAGCCCUUAUAAGAAUGCCUACCACUAGUAAGACACCACCUCUGUAAAUACUUAGCAUUAGCAGUAGUCUAAGUUUAGAACACGCCAAAAGAAACGUUCCUGAAUUUCACUACAGUCCAGUGAUUAGCCGCGUCUUCCCAAUCUUACAUUUAAACUAGAAUAUCCUUGGUUAAGUACUAUUUGUAAUUGCAUUGUUAAAGUUUGUCAACAAGCGCAUUGACCAUAAUAAAUAAUUUAAUUUGCAUACUUUUUUCUUACAAAACUCAUUUGAAUAUUUAAUUCCAUUUGAAUAUUAAUUUUAAUUACUUGACGAAACAUGUAAAUAUAUGAAGUAGAAAAAAUGACAUAAAAAGAUUGUGGACAAAGUUAAUAAAUUGGAUAAAAAAAGA